AUGCCCUUAUUGAUGCCACUGUUGAUACUAUUCAUGAUAUUCGUCAUAGUGAAAAUUGCCGCCUUCCACUAUGAGGAGGACGAGAAGGUCAAAGCUGCAAAACGCAAGGCUGCUGAAGAGACGCUGCCGUUCAUUUUAGAACGUUUGGACCAGCAAGUGAAGGAAAAUGACGGCUACUUCUACGAUGGUACUCUCUCUUGGGCUGAUUUAACAUUCGUUGCUCUGCUCGAUUAUUUGAACUUUAUGUACAAGUCUGAUCUGAUCGAGAAUUACGAGAAUCUGAAGCUGCUGGAGAAAAAGGUCCUCCUUCUGCCCAAGAUCAAAAACUGGAUUGAGAGACGCCCAGUUAGCGAAUUCUAA
Molecule: messenger RNA, 360 nt
Organism: Bombus huntii
Lineage: Eukaryota; Metazoa; Arthropoda; Insecta; Hymenoptera; Apidae
Product: glutathione S-transferase-like
Exons: 2
Coding region: 1-360 (119 amino acids)
Biological process (GO): glutathione metabolic process; glycyl-tRNA aminoacylation
Cellular component (GO): cytoplasm
Molecular function (GO): ATP binding; glutathione transferase activity; glycine-tRNA ligase activity
Source: RefSeq, a predicted model, not a curated record